AUGUCACUCGACAAAGUCAUCGAAGGUGUCACAGGGUCGACGUUCAUCACCCACGUCGCGCUCUCCCCGUCCGCUAGGCAGGUCAUCUACUCCAUAGCACCCAAGUACCACUCAGUCAAGCAAGAGAAUGCGACCUCCGCGCUCUGGAUCUCUGACCUCUCGCCAGGGUCGAAAUCUCGCCAACUAACAUCGGGCGACCAUAACGACAGUCUCCCUACCUGGUCUGCGGACGAGAGCGGAGUGUUCUUCCUCAGCGACCGACACAAGCAAGAUGACAAGCCCGGCCCUGCAGCCAUCUACGCCAUUCCUACCAAGGUUGGCGGGGAAUCUUACGCGUUCACAAGCAAGGAGAACAAAUCCGCUAUCGGACAAUUCUGGCUCAGCCCUGACGGGAGAUACAUCGCCUAUGUGGCAUCACGCGAGCCGACAGCAGAAGAGCAACGCAAGGAAAAGGAGAAAGACGAUCCUAUCAUAUUUGGGGAUAAGAAAGCGAACGCUCAACUGUGGCUCUUAACUCUCACGACCCGCCAAGUGCGCAGGCUUCAACUUGGACCGAAGGACAACUGGCAUGUCCAGUGGAUCGCCUGGAGCCCCGAUUCGAAAGAUAUUAUGGUGCUCAUGAAAGAGAACUCGAGUCUGGAGUUCAACGAAAGCACAGCCGCGUUGCUCCGCCUUUCUGUGCUCCCCCAUGCAGCAGGUCUGGUGCAGCAGGUCUGCACUCUGCCGAGGUUAUCGGCUGGAGUCGUUCUCUGGCCUUCUCAAGACGAGAUCUCACUGUUGCAGAGCUUUAUUCCCGAUCAGCUUUCGUCCUCCAUCACUCUGUAUUUCCGAUCUUCGCUACCUGAAGGAGACAUCUGGAAGCAGUACUAUGGCGAUGUGGAGGAUCUCGUCGGGAUCCAAGAUCUUCACGAUGGGAAGACGUUGGCGCCUAUGGUCGCGUAUGGAGUGCAGACACGAUUGGACCUCCUCACCUCUGCAGGACCAAAGAAGACGAUCUGGUACGGAGACGGGAACGUACCCGACGAAUAUGACAUCAAGUUGACUAAGAACGGCGACUAUGUUCUUGUGGCAGUCGUUAGCUCUGGAACACGCAACGAACCCCCCGAGCUGUGGACCGGUACUCUUGCAAGUUCUAAGCUUGCCGAAGGGGAGACAUUGAAGCUUACCGAGAAGCUCUCGUCCCACAAUGCCUGGACUGCUGAGCUCCCCAAGAUCAGCGUACAGGUCAUCAAGUACAAAGCCAAGGACGGCACGGAGAUCGAGGGGAUCGUCACUUGGCCGAAGCACAAGGAGAGGAAGGCAUUGCCGACUGUCCUGUUUCCUCAUGGCGGACCAUAUCAUAGAGACACCCCGGACUUCGACCUUAAAUCCUAUUGGGCCAAGGAACUGCCCGUCUUUGCUGGCUACUUGGUCUUGUGUCCUCAAUAUCGUGGCAGCUCAGGAAGAGGGAACCGUUUCGCCCGAAGUGCCCAUGCUCAAAUGGGAACGCAUGACUGGACAGAUUGUUACGACAUGUUACAGUAUGCGAUUGCACAAGGCUGGGCAGACAAAGACAUGCUCGGACUGGCCGGAUGGAGCCAGGGAGGCUUCCUAACAGCCUGGGGUGUGAGCCAGACUAAGGAUCUGUUCAAGGCUGCUGUUAUGGGUGCGGGCGUUUGUGACUGGGGCAUGAUGGCGGCGGAAAGCGACAUGCCAGAGUUCGAGGCUGAUCUUGGCGGUUCUUGGCCGUGGACUGAGAACCGCGUUGACCAGAAUGGAUCGCCAAUUCGCCAUAUCAAGGGUAUCAAGACACCUGUGCUGAUCCUUCAUGGUGAGAAGGACGCCCGUGUGCCAACCACGCAGGGGAUCACAUUCCAUCGCGGUUUGCGCCGGGUAAGCGGGCACCCCGACAAUCAUCAAUUGAUCAUCUACCCCAGAGAGCUACAUGCCUUUACUGAAAAGAAGCAUGCUGAAGACGUAAUACGUAGGCUGAUCGGACACAUGGAUGCGUACCUGAUAUAGGAAUGAGCCGG
Messenger RNA from Dacryopinax primogenitus, 2012 nucleotides. Its product is annotated as alpha/beta-hydrolase. Gene Ontology annotation, biological process: proteolysis. NCBI's taxonomy places the organism in Eukaryota, Fungi, Basidiomycota, Dacrymycetes, Dacrymycetales, Dacrymycetaceae. Bases 1 to 2001 code for a protein of 666 amino acids. The record is from RefSeq and is a predicted model, not a curated record. Gene Ontology annotation, molecular function: serine-type endopeptidase activity. The transcript is spliced from 4 exons.